AUGAUGACUAUGAGCUCUAUAUCGGACACUUUAGUCCCGCCUGAUCCAUCCAAAUCGGCGUUUUUGGAGUUCGGCGGUCACGGCUACCCCGGACACCAGCAGCCCUCCCCCGGUCUGUCCCACAACCAUUAUCCGGUCCACGGACUGCACGCCGUCGGGCCCUCCCAGCACGACGGACCCUUCGCCUCCGGGACAUCCUCGUACGGUCGCCCGCUGGGAUACCCACCUUAUCAUAGUCCCGUGAACGCGCACCAUCCCGGGGCUUACCUGCCCUAUCAGCAUGGGGGUCACGGCGGCGCGCUGGGACACACCAGACUCGAGGAUGCAGACCACGAGAAGCCCAUGGCAGUGAUAGAGAACGGGGAGGUGAGGCUGAACGGGAAGGGGAAAAAGAUCAGGAAGCCUCGGACCAUUUACUCCAGCCUGCAGCUCCAGGCUCUCAACCAGCGCUUCCAGCAAACCCAGUACCUCGCCCUCCCCGAGAGGGCCGACCUUGCGGCCAAGCUGGGCCUGACGCAGACCCAGGUCAAAAUAUGGUUCCAGAACAAACGAUCCAAAUACAAGAAGAUCAUGAAGAACGGGCCCUGUGGACCUGAGGGAGACCACCUCGCCCCCCCUGCGCCGUCCUCCGCUUCUCCAUGCUCUCUGUGGGACAUCAGCAUGGCUGCAAAAGGCGCGCCAGUGCACUCUGGAGGCUACAUGAACAAUUUUGCUCACUGGUAUCCAGGACACCAGCAGGACUCCAUGCCAAGAACUCAGAUGAUGUGA
Messenger RNA from Labrus bergylta (ballan wrasse), 768 nucleotides. Its product is annotated as homeobox protein Dlx4a-like. Lineage: Eukaryota; Metazoa; Chordata; Actinopteri; Labriformes; Labridae. The record is from RefSeq and is a predicted model, not a curated record. Gene Ontology annotation, molecular function: DNA-binding transcription factor activity, RNA polymerase II-specific; RNA polymerase II cis-regulatory region sequence-specific DNA binding. Gene Ontology annotation, biological process: negative regulation of transcription by RNA polymerase II; cell differentiation; embryo development.